AUAAUAUUUAUAGAAUAAAAUUGGGGACAUUUUCAUGCCACUAUCUUUCUAACGACUUCCAGUGAUCUACAUAAUUUGAGAGAGAGAUUGAGAGAGAGGGAGAGAGAUUUUGAGUAAAGUUGUGUGUUUAAUGUGUGAUGCUUAUACUACGAUGACGAGAGUAGAGAGAGAUCGAGAACUUUUGAUACCAGGCGCCGGCGAUUCAUCUACUUCCGGCGACGAUGACGCCAGCGUCUCUCCCAAGCCUUCUUCUUCCUCUUCCGCUUCGUCCUCUCACUCCUCCGGCCGCGAGACAUUUUAUAAAGUUGUUAGGAGCUGGGCUUCAAAAAAGUUCAUGACUGGAUGUGUUAUCUUGAUGCCCAUAGCAAUUACCUUCUAUAUAACAUGGUGGUUUAUACACUUUGUUGAUGGUUUCUUCUCUCCUAUCUAUGCACAUCUAGGAAUUGAUAUUUUUGGUCUUGGCUUCAUAACUUCCAUCACGUUUAUAUUCUUGGUUGGGGUUUUUAUGUCAUCAUGGUUAGGGGCAUCUGUAUUGAGCCUUGGGGAAUGGUUUAUCAAGCGAAUGCCAUUUGUUCGUCACAUUUACAGUGCUUCGAAGCAGAUUAGUUCAGCCAUAUCACCAGAUCAAAACUCACAAGCCUUCAAGGAAGUUGCCAUUAUACGGCAUCCUCGUAUUGGUGAAUAUGCAUUUGGCUUCAUCACUUCAUCAUUCGUUCUCCAGAGUUACUCGGGGGAGGAGGAACUGCUUUGCGUAUACGUGCCUACCAACCACCUUUAUAUCGGUGAUAUAUUCAUGGUCAAUGCCAACGAUGUCAUAAGACCAAACCUGUCAGUAAGAGAAGGAAUUGAAAUUGUAGUAUCUGGAGGGAUGUCAAUGCCACAGACUCUAGCAACACUGGAUUUGAGGACAGUUCAUGUGGAUAGAGGUAGAAGUGAUAGAACCUGAUUGUGGAGAGGCAUCAACUUCAGUAGAGUUCUGCAUACCAUGUGAUCUGAAGAGAGAUCUAUUUGCGCCCAUUUUUAACUUCUGUUUGUUUCUUGGAGAUCACAGUAAUCCCUUAUCUAGCUCCUAGCUAGAGUUCUAUGCAGCAAACAGGUCAAAUGGUAGAUGCGCAUUACAUCUGUAACAUUGAGUGCCUGUAUAAAAUGUAGGGAACUAGUGUUGACUUGUACUUAUAAUUUCAAAAUGCAAGAGGUAAUUUGAUUUUGAUCCUGGAGAAUUUACUGACGUUUGAUUUCACUCAUAAUGAAACACAUUUUGGUGAUCUUUCUAGACGGGAGAACAGGUCUCCGUAUUAUUCUAGUUGUGAACUGGUGCAUAUGCAAGUUUUAGUGAAGUUAAAGAAUUCUUUUAGUUGUGCACAUUUGCACUGUAAUGCUCUGCCUCGACUGCAAAUUAGAGACUGGUAUACAGUAGUGAUUUCCUUUGUGUUCAUUUUUAUUUUAAAAUUGCCCAGUUUUGGCUGAUACUAUAGUUAUCAAUUGAGUUCUCUUUGCUCCA
Molecule: messenger RNA, 1501 nt
Organism: Daucus carota subsp. sativus
Lineage: Eukaryota; Viridiplantae; Streptophyta; Magnoliopsida; Apiales; Apiaceae
Product: protein LIKE COV 1
Exons: 7
Coding region: 131-946 (271 amino acids)
Biological process (GO): stem vascular tissue pattern formation
Cellular component (GO): Golgi apparatus
Source: RefSeq, a predicted model, not a curated record